AUGUCUGAAUUGUUUGGUGAUAUUUUUGCAGGUGCUGGAGGUAUGGAUGAGUUUGAACAACAUGUUGCAUCAUCAAGUGAAUCGGAAGGAGUUAAUCAGUCCUACAGAGUUUCAACUUCUAUGGAUCAAUUAAAAAGACAAGCUUCGAAUUUUGUUGGGCUUAGAAAUCAAUCAAAUAUUUUGAAUUUAAAUUUGGAAAAAUAUAAGAAAGUUAGUGGAAAACAAUCUGAUUCUGAAUAUGAGGAUGUUACUAUUGAUUUUGCUGAUUUUCCGUAUUAUGGCCAAUUGAUUGAUAUGGGUUUUGAAAUCAGUCUAAUUAAUAGAUGCUUUCAUAAAUUUGUAGAACCUACCUUUGGAUCAACAGAUGUGAACACCAGAACUCAGGAAAACAUGAUCAUGUGGCUCUUUGAAGAACAAGAAAGACAAUCAACAAUGCAAGAUUUCAUACCACCUCGAGAUGGUGUGAUUGGAUCAUUGUUUGACAAUACGUGCAUUCCAUGUUCAGUCGAUGAUGAAAAACUUUCAAGUAAGAGGAUUGUCAAGAAAAAGAAAGCUCAAAAACAACCUAAUUUACUCUUUGUAAUGCAAAAAUUAUUUUCUUACAUGAUGGCUAUUGAGAAACCUUCAAUUGAAACUACAGAGCUAACGGAUGCAUUUGGAUGGAGAUCUAGGCAAGUUUCUGUACAACAUGAUAUUCAAGAAUUGAGUAGAGUAUUUUUCAGUGCUUUGGAAACUAAAUUGUCCAAAAUGAAAAUUGACAAUUUUAUUAAGAACACCUUUGCAGGAGUGUCUGUAAAUAAGAUUGUCUGCAAUGAAUGUGGAAAUACAAGCUGUGUAAAAGAGGAUUUCUACGAUAUUACUAUCACUGUAGAAAAUACUUUGAGAGAAAGUCUUGAAAAAUUUGUUGAAGUUGAACGAUUCGAAGGAAACAACAAAUAUUCAUGUUCUAAAUGUAACAAGCAGGUGGAUCUUGCAUUUAGAAACACAUCUUUGAGAGCUAUCCCACCAAUAAUAUUCUUUAGCUUGACAAGAUUUGAUUAUGACUUCAAAACCGAGUCCAGAAUUAAAAUUAAAAAGGAAAUCAAAUUUGAAUCAGUACUAGACAUGUCACCAUAUAAAGAGUACCCAGGUGAACCAGAGGAGUAUGAAUUAAUAGGUAUAAUUAUACACAGUGGUAGUCCAUAUAGUGGACACUACUAUUCCUUAAUUCAUGAUCAUUUAAUGGAGGGAAGAACUGGAUUAUUGGAAGAGGAGGACACUUCUAAUGAAAAGAAAAAGAAGAAAUUUGCAAUGGAGUUCGAAGGACAAACUCAUUGGUUCGAGUUUAAUGAUGAGAGAGUUUUUGAAAUCGAUCCAAAGGAGGAAAUUCCAAAGUAUUAUGGUGGAAAGGGAGCCUCUGCAUACAUGUUGGUCUACAAACGAAAGGAAAUGGAUUUCGAAAAUACCAAGUUUGAUUUUCCAAUACCAUCUUAUUUCAAAGAUGAUAUUGAUAGGGAGAAUGAAGGAAUUAAAGUAAUGAGAGAAUAUCAGGAACAACAGGUUGACAUGAAGAGGCAAACAGACUCUCUUAGAGAAAAUACUGGAACAGCUGUAGUUUAUCUUCCAAACUUUUUCUCCGUGGAGAAGAAUCAUCUAGCACCAAUCAACUUAUCAGACUUGAAGAAUUUAUAUAGAUCUUUCGAAUUUCAUUACGAUUCUAACAUAGAUGAAUUUUAUCAAAUCACUAGAGAAAAGUUUGGUGAUAAGCUUGGCGAUACAUUCUCACUCCGAGUGCUCAACAAGGAAGGAAAAGUUUAUUCCAUUUCAGACCAAACGCUUCCUAAAAACUCUGACGAUGAUGAUUUAGUGAUCAGAAAAUAUUGCGAUAAGGAGUCAAAAUAUUUGUAUCUUUUGGUUCUGCCUAGUGAGGAUCAAUCAGAUCACUCAGUAUCAGAUCCAAGAUUCAACCUUAGCACACCUGAAAAAUUGACUGUCACUUGUGCCAUGUAUGAAACACUUACGGAUUCUAACAUUUUCGAUAUUGAAUACCGAGUAGAUAUGUCAAUUGGAGAUGUUAUCAGACAGGCCAAAAUAAGAAUGGGUUAUAUUGAUGACCUUCCUUUAAAGGCAUACCUCAGAUAUAAGAACAAAAAGCCAAUAUUUGUAACAGAUAUGAACAAGAAAAUGCUAAACUUUUUGGAUGGCUUUGAUUCCAUAGGGCUAGAAUUUGAAUUCAAUGAAUUCUCUAUAAUAGAGGAAUUAUAUCAGGAGUUGGAAAGACAAAAGCAUAACGUCAAGGCAGCUCUAACCAACGAAGAUUGUGAAGAUAUUGUAAUUGUAAAGUUUGGAGAUAGAGAAAAAAUUGUACGAGUGGAUUUGAAUUUCACUCUGGAACAACUCAAGAAGAAAAUUCUCGAUGAAAUGUUCUCUUCUCAUUGUAUUGUAUCAGAAUUGCAUAAAUAUGGAGGUGAAAAUUGGAUUAAAGAAUGUGUGAUGUUAAGAAAGCAAAAGAAGCAAUUCUUUAAAAACGAGGAUUCUACAAAGAGUCUCUCUGAUUUAGAUAUUGGUGAUGGAGAAAGAAUAGAGAUUAUUAUCAAGCUUUCCAUAGAAAAGGAGGUCGAUAUCAAGUUCAUUGAAAUUGAAGCCAAGAAUACUGGCUAUGAUGAAACGACUGAACGCCCAAUAUUCAACUAUCUUAACAUGUUCGAGUUAAAGGUUGACCAAGAGGCAUCUCUUAAAAUAAUCAAAUCUAAACUAUCCCAAAAGUUCAAAAAGGAAAAUUGGCAGUAUGACAAUGUCUAUAAUUUCAGAUUUAGGGGAUGUCAUAACCAAAGACCUCGAGAAAUUAUAAAGGAUGAAGAAACUCUCCUCUCUACCUUAUUGAUCGAACAAACAAAUGAAAAGACAAUAUAUAUUGAAAUUGGAAAGCCUCCUUUGAAUAACCAAAUACAUGUCAAAGUUAAUUUGGUUCACAACUUCCCACCAAAAACUUGUUCCUCAAGAAUAUUGAAUGAGAAUGAAAACCAAAUUUAUCACCAUACCAAUAUAACAGCUUCUGAAAGUUGGUCUUUGGAGUUCUUGAAAAUUUAUUUACUCAAAACUCUUGAUGCUUUCAAGAGUGUAGAAAAUAUCAAAUAUCUUCAAAUAAGAGAUUGCACUUUCACUGGAGGUUUCAAGAGAAUGACCAAGGUUUACUCUGAUAAAAUUCACUUGAACAAAUCUCUUGGAAAGCUAAGAUGGAGAGAUACUAAGGUAAUUGCCGUAAAGAUACUAACGGAUAAUGAUGUCGAUGUUUAUGAAAAGCUGUCCUCUGCUCCUGAGGUUAUUGAUCCAAAGGCAAAGAAGAAGAAACUUGUUAUUCCUCCACCACUUCAUAUCAUUGUAAGAUUGAGAAAGAUCGUUGAGAGAGGGUCAGAAAGUAAUUUUGAAUAUAUGGAAGCUAAGGAGUUGAUUGUAAAUAUUUCUCAAAUUUCAUCAUGGGAUACUGUAGACACUUUCAAAGCAGGAAUUCUCUCAAUUUCUGAUACUUCUGGAUCAGUAUCUGAAUUCAUAGUGUCCAAAUUCAGCUUUGGUGACAGUAGAAUCAUUAGAAUAGAAGAGGAUAAACCAAUAGAAAAAGUCGAAGAACAUGGAGAAAUCAAAAAACCAGUUCACUUAAUGAGAAGAAUCAAUCUCAGUGAUGGCGAUGUAAUUGUACUAACUUAUUUAUCAGAUUUUGAAAAGGAUGAAAUCAUGAAAGUCCAUUCAACCUCUCUCCAAGAUUAUGAAAUUGAGAGAAGUUCAUCCAAAGUGAAACAAGAUGAUGAUUUCUUUGGAUUUAUGAAUUCAGGAAAGAAUAGAGCCAAAGAAGAGGCCUUGCAAAUCCUUUUGGAAGAUAGCGAUGAUGAAGAUAGUGAUGAUGUAGAAUAAAAUGUUGUAAUCUAUUUAUUAUUC
Molecule: messenger RNA, 3912 nt
Organism: Naegleria gruberi
Lineage: Eukaryota; Heterolobosea; Eutetramitea; Acrasida; Naegleriidae
Product: ubiquitin specific protease
Exons: 4
Coding region: 1-3888 (1295 amino acids)
Biological process (GO): protein deubiquitination
Cellular component (GO): nucleus; cytosol
Molecular function (GO): cysteine-type endopeptidase activity; cysteine-type deubiquitinase activity
Source: RefSeq, a predicted model, not a curated record